Molecule: messenger RNA, 397 nt
Organism: Nicotiana tabacum (common tobacco)
Lineage: Eukaryota; Viridiplantae; Streptophyta; Magnoliopsida; Solanales; Solanaceae
Source: RefSeq, a predicted model, not a curated record
AAUUAGGGUUUUUGUUUCUCCUAAGGGUUUCAACGUUCAAGCAGCAACAGAGCUUAUCGCCGAGAAUCUCCAACCGGUGAAAAUGCCGUCACAUAAGACAUUUAUGAUUAAGAAGAAGCUGGCGAAGAAGCAGAGGCAAAACAGGCCCAUUCCUUACUGGAUUCGUAUGAGGACUGAUAACACUAUCAGGUACAAUGCUAAGCGCAGGCACUGGCGUAGAACCAAGCUAGGAUUUUAAGGUGGAAGAUUGGUGCUUUAUUUAGCAUUUUAAUGAAAAAACUUGUCGAAUUAUGUUUUUCCGUUCGGUAGGAGCUUAUGCUGCGAUGAAACAUGUUGUGUUUUAAUUUCAAUGAAGUUUAUAUAUUGAAUGACGGUUUAUGAGUUUAUUUCUGGUAAA